UUUCUGUUAACUGGUGACAGCAAGGAUUAUUAUUUGCCGCCCCAAUAUCUCUUCGAUUCCAAUUCCACUGUUUGCAAGCAAAGCAAAUAAAAGAAAAGCAAAAGCAAAAGCAAAUUCCUUUUGGAAAGAAAAAAAACAAGAAAAUGCAGGACUCUUCCAGACCGGUAACUGGUUACCCGGUUCAUAACGUUAAUGGCUGCGGUCCGCCACCCCCCGCCACCUCCACUACCGCCUACCCUUACGUUAACCCCAGCCCAUACCCUUACUACCCAGCGCCCCCACCUCAAAACCCUCGCCCCACCUUCUUCCGCCGCCUCUUCGUCGCCUUCGCCGUACUCUUAAUCAUCUUCGGCACCAUCCUUCUCAUCUUCUGGCUCGUCCUCCGCCCUCACCUCCCCGAUUUCUCCAUCCAAUCCAUCUCCCUUUCCAACUUCAACGCUUCCAACCAGCGCGUGAACGGCACGUGGAAUGCCCAGUUCCAGGUCUCCAACCCCAACAAGAAGCUCUCCAUCUACUACGGAGACAUCGUUUCGUCGGUUUUCCACAAGGACGACUUCUUGACUGAGACGAGGAUCGGACCGUUCGUGCAGGGCACGCGCGAGGUGAACUCGGUGGAGGCCAGUUAUUCGGUGGUGAAUUCUUUCGUGGAAGGAAAGGUUGUCGACGCGAUGAAUGGGGAGAGGAGCCGUGGUGAGAUCAAGUUCAAUAUAAAGGUGGUCGCCGACGUUGCGUUUCGAUACGGGGGGUGGAGAGGACGGCGUAGGAUACUUAGGGUUUGGUGUGACGACGUGGCGCUUACUGGUUCCUCCGGAAAGAUGACCGGCGGUUUCAAAAAAUGCAGUGUUGAUUGAUUUACUACAUGGAAUGUAAAUCAAAUUUCACUCGUAAUUUGGUUCAUGAAACUUGAGAUGCGAGGGAGCGAUGAUGAAUGUGCUGUCAUCUUUAUCUGCAAUGGCAUAUGCCAUUCUUUGUCAUGCACCAAAAUUCUUCCAGCUUUUGAUUUUGGUUUGUAUUUUGGAUUUUUCAGGAGCAGAUGACUAAGAUGAAUGACAUUCAUGGUUAAAAGGGAAAGAAUAGAGAAGAAAAGAGGCAGGGAAAGAAUGAAAAGGCUACAAAUGGGAGGAAUUGUUUGAGUAGUUUUGAGGGAUGUUAAUCUGCCCCCAACAAUCUUUAUUUAUCUUUCAUCCUGUGUUAAAUAUAAAUGUAAAUUUUAUGGUUCUCUUUUAGGUGUUCUAUUUAUAUAUAAUUAUAAUUAUAGUUUCGGCCAAGAAGUUAUAUUUAUUUGAAUCUAGAGUGAAUAAAUUACUAAUUUGCGAUUUAUUAAUAAA
Molecule: messenger RNA, 1328 nt
Organism: Gossypium arboreum
Lineage: Eukaryota; Viridiplantae; Streptophyta; Magnoliopsida; Malvales; Malvaceae
Product: NDR1/HIN1-like protein 10
Exons: 2
Coding region: 144-851 (235 amino acids)
Cellular component (GO): plasma membrane
Source: RefSeq, a predicted model, not a curated record